AGAAUGCAUAACAACCGCUUUGUCGUUUGUUUUGUUUUUUUUAAAACUCUCGCGGGCUUUGUUUUGAUAUGGCGGCAGGCUUCGAAACUUUUGUUGGGUAUGUUUCCCACAACGCAGGCUUUUGCUUCAGCAACACCGAUUUCCUCCUGCGUUACAGAUUAGCGAGACCUGCUUGAGACAGUGCGGCCAUAAUGUCAUCGCCAACCGGGGUACAGUACUCACAGUUAGAGUUCCUGGCCCGGUGGAUGCCAAGUAGCAGCAGAGCCGGCGUGAUCCUCAACCCCAGCACGGACUUGGCGGGGUCCUUGCGGCACAGCUCCGCCGUGGGAUCCCCGCCCCAGCAGCCAGACGACUCCUUCGCAUCCGACUUUGCCCCUCUGCCCGCCUCCGCAGACAGCAGCUGCCACGGUGUGGAUGGAUUUGCACGGCUGCCAGGAGGAGAGAGGGCUGGGACUGACCGGCCAGUGAACGGUCUAUACUCUGUCCCUACGAGAAAUUCAGAUGGACAGUUGGACAGUUUGGAUGAGAUGGCAAGCAAAUCACAGGAUCUGCCCCUAAUGAUGAAGCUAGAACAGUUGAGGAAAUGGCAGCAACACAUGCAGGAGCAGCUAAAGGCCCAUCAGUUGGAGGAGCUCCUUUGCCUCCAGGAAGAGCAGCAGAGGCUGCUGGGAAUGAUGAAUGGAUCUCAGCUCCGCACAGGAGAUCACUCAGAGAGUCCAGGGCUGUCAGGAGCUAGGUGGGAGGAGAACUCACUCCAGGAAGCCUCUCAUCACAGAGAGAGCCCAAACAGCCCCACCGGAAACUGCUCUGGGAUCCCACAGGACUCUACCUAUGGCCUUCAACAGGAACAAACUCUCUCACCAGCAGCGAGACGGGAGCGGCUACCAAGGGGUCAAAAUCAUGGGGAGAUGGAUGACAAGGAUGGGGGCAUCUGGAACUCCAGAGACUAUGACCAAGAGCUUGAUGACACAUUGAUACCAAGUAACGGCGUGGCUCUGACUGAGGAUCAUGCUAGAAAAAAAGAUAAAAUCUCAGAGGAAAGACCUAUUAAACCAGGCAUUGGAGGUCACAAGCAGACGUUUGAGGAGUUGCUGGAGGAGCAACUGAGGCUGGAGGAGCAGAGGCUGAAGUCUGCCCGGCAACAGCAGAGCCAGGAUGGAGCUGAAGAUGUACAAGUCCCUCCCAAGAGGGCCUUUCUGAAGCGAGGCGAGGGGCUUUCUAGAUUUACCAACAAUCGAAAAGCCUCUUUACCAAAAAAGGAGGUGAAGAAGGACUGCAAACCACAACCCCAGGCCAGAAUAAUCUCCCGCAGCAACUCAGAACCUGCAGCUAUACAGAAAGGUGGCACAAAUUGCAUCCAGCGGCUUCCUGUUCAGCGUAAAACCGCCAUACUUAACAAGGAGAACCGACUGAGAAGUCUCAGUUCGCCACCUCAGGACAUCAGAGCUGAAAGUAAGGCAGCUAGGAUGAAGGUUUUGGGUAGUCAUCAAAGGCAGAAUACAGAGGGACCAGAGUCUAUUCAAACCUACCCAGAGGGCAGACAGACCAGACAGUGUCAACUGGGGCAAGUAAAGGAACAGAACAACAGGACAGUGGGUCUGUCUGCACUGGCUGUGAGGAAACCUGGGUCUCACAACAUGCAGCCAAACCCUGUAACCAAACAGGUGGGCAUGUUGGAAGGGCCAGGGAAGGCUGAGGAUUAUGCAGCUAAAGAGAAAAAUUGUGGUUCAAAAGUGGAAUCAGUGGAAGGACGAAUGGGGUCAGAGGGAGAAGAAGAAGGAGAUGGAGUUCCAAUGGACUCGUUUGAGCUGUCGUUCCAGGAGAAGCUUCAGCGCUGGGAGUGCAACAGGCAGUUGGAAAGCAUGGAGCUGGGAGAGUUUGAGCUACUGGAGCAGGCAGCCGAAGAGCUGUCCUUCUCGUCCAACUCUUCUUUUGUCAUGAAGGUUCUUCAGAUGGACCAGCAGCACCAGCAGCUACAGGCCGUUCGGGGGCACCACCUGCGACGGCUCUCCUCCACCCCCAUCAAGUCACCUCCCAGAGGUGCACUUCAGAGGUGCAGCAGUGUUGGCAGCGGUGGUGAUUUGGCACGUAGAAGCAGUUCUGUGAACUCAGAAGCAUUUGUGGUGAAGAUAAAAGAUGAUGCACUCAAGAACAAAGUGAGCACUGAGGAUAGAGAAGGACAGGACAGUGGGACAGAAGACAAGCAGGAGAACUCUGAUGUUUCAUCCUGUGGUGGCUCUGAAUUUGAGGACCAGGGAGUGGCGGUCAAACCACCUUUGUUUCCCAGCACCCUUUACUUUCCUUCACAGUCUAACCCGCCAUACGAUAAGCGGUCGUACCAGGACGAGGACAGUUGUAGAGCUUCGGAUGCGACACAAGAUGGCGAUGGGGAGGGAGACAGCGUCCUCAGCGACGCUGACGAGUCCACUCUGAUAGGGGACAAAGAUGGCCAGCAGGGGAGAGUUGUGUUUGAUGACGAUGACACAUGGAACGACUUGGAGGAAACUCCAGUCAACCCAGCCGGUGACAGUGGAGGAGUCAGUCCAGUUUCCAAGGCAACGGCCAAUGGCGCCUCACCACCGGAGCGGACUUUGUUGAGGAAGGUGGCAGUGAGCAAAGUUGUGGCGCUGGAUAAGGGCACAGUCAUUGGUUCAGGCAUUCCUGAGCCAGCUACACCGCCUCCUCCUGCCUCCCAGCUCAUGACAAGGUUGUUCCCCUCGCUGAAGCCAAAGGCCCAGAAUGUACCUCUCCCUCCUCCGGCCACUUCUGUUGCUCCUGGGUCCAAAAAACCAGAGGAGGAGACGGGCCAGCAGGUCCAGUCUAGACGACUGAGGGAGAGACUAGUUGAGCUGGAGAUUGAGAUCGAGAGGUUUAGGAAGGAGAACGCUGCCCUUGCCAAACUCAGACAGGAGAACGAGAAAAACCAGGAAAACCUCAGGAAAGAGCGUUUGGAGUUUGAGCAGACAAAAGCGGAGGAGCUGGCCAAGUUUGAGGAGUACAGGAAAGACGAAAACAAGAAGCUGCAGAAGGAGCGCAAACUGUUUGAGAAGCACGCGUCAGCCGCCAGAACCAUUCCUGACAAGAAGGAGCGUGAGGAAAUCCAGGUGUUGAAGCAGCAGCUGAGCUCCCUGCAGGAGGAGCUGAGGCGGAAGGAGAGUCGCUGGGCCUGCACACACAGCCGGCUGCGGCAACAGAUCGACUCCCUCAGCCAGGAGAACAGUUCUCUCCGGGACGAGGUCCGAAUGUUGGAAAAGCUCCGCCUCAAUGCCUGGAAGAAAUUCCCUGUCAGUGCAGAGAAGGACAAGGAAACAAAAGACGGUCCCAAAAUAUUUGCAAACAGUGUUUCAUCUGUGACCAAAGGAGUGAAAUUUGCGAGUCCUCUUGAGUCUAGGGGAAGCAGCAGCAGUCCCCCGUGGAGCAGCACAGCCGCAGCCAGUAGAAGGAGCUCCGGGGACAGUAGUACUACAGCAGGGAUGAAGAGCAGCCUGAGGAGGCCGUUAGGGCCGAGCACCUCCUCCUCCUCAUUGCCUGGCAGGAGGACAGAGGAGAGGUCAACACCUGCCAGCGAAAGCCAGGACAAGCCGCCAAACCAAGAACAAUCAGCAAACAGCUUCUCCCCGAAAAGGGAUUCUCUGCCAAAAGAACCAGAGCGCAGCGAGACCGAAGAGGCGGAAUCAGCUCAGGAGGUUAUCACACACCCUGACGGGAAGAUAGAGAAGGUUCUGGCCGGCGGUGAUCGCCUUAUCAUCUUCCCCAACGGGACCAGGAAGGAGGUUUCAGCAGACGGACUGACGGUCAGGGUCACUUUCUUCAACGGAGACACCAAGCAGAUCACAGCCGACCAGAGAGUGAUCUACUACUACUCUGACGCCCAGACCACACACAUCACCUACCCAGAUGGCCUGGAGGUCCUGCACUUCUCCAACAACCAGACUGAAAAGCAUUUCCCAGACGGCCGUAAGGAAAUCACCUUCCCAGACCAGACGGUCAAGAACCUGUUCCCAGACGGCAGAGAGGAGAGCGUGCUGACGGACGGGACCAUCAUACAGGUCAACCCGGACGGCACCAAGGAGAUCCAUUUCAACACGGGCCAGAAGGAGACCCACACAGCUGACUACAAGAGGAGGGAGUAUCCCGACGGCACCGUGAAGACGGUCUACGCCGACGGCAGGCAGGAAACCCGCUACCCCACCGGACGGCUCAGGAUCAAAGACAAAGACGGCAACGUCAUCCUGGACAACAGGGCGUAGAAGCGCGGCAUCUGAAAGCAAGCUCUGAACAUUUUUUGGGUUCCUCUGGCUACUUUUUGUACAACUAUGAUUCCCAAAGACAAAAAGUCUCUAACAUAUCAGAGACAGCUUUUAAUACUGGACUUCCAGUUGCUCCCCUCUCCACAGGGAGGUCAGAGGUCAGCUGGUCUGGAUUCAGAGAUUUUCUAUUUCAGCUCACUUCAUACAGGAAAAAGUUGCCAGCUGUAGCAUUCAGACCUAAGGUUGGUAUCAAUCUUCUCAACUCUUGGUGAGAACGCAAAAAGAUUUUUGGGAUAUUUUCUCAAAAUAUCCAUGGAAAGAUCUUCCUUCAAUACUCUAACGUGCUGCCAAAGGGACAGGCAAAGCUGCGGGUGGAAAUCCACAACAACUGGGUUUGAGGAAGUCUUCAGCCUCUUUAAAAAUAUUUUAAUUAUUUUUUUAUUUAUUUUAAAGGUGAGAAAGUUGAGAUUCCUUCUGUUUUAUGGCAACACACACAUAUGGGUUGAUGCCCGUAUACACCACUGCCCCAUUUCCAAAAUUCAACACUCCAGGGUCAACUUUUGACCCCACCCCAGAUGAGCACCUUUCAGCUGUCCUACCUUCACCACGUCCGUCUAUGUAGCAUCCAAUGUGUUGCCCUUUGAGACAAAAGUCUCUCUCUUCUUCCAGAUGCUCCGAACAGUUUUCUCAUAAACGUUGGGCGUUCAUCAUUGAGGCCUAACAAAUGUGCUGAAUGCAUUUUCUUCUUCAUGAAACAUUUGCAGAAUUGAUUUUGGAAAUAUUUUAAACCCUGCACUGUUUACAUGUUUUCAAGCUUUCAGUCUUUUUCGGCACGUUGCUACAUUUCUUUGCGCAAUACCACCAGAAAAAAAUGGCUUUGCAGAUGUUUUAGGAGGGAGGAAAUGCAUUCAGCAUAUUCGUCAGACCUGAAAAGAUACAGACACUAAGUUUCGCAAACAGAAACUUUGCAUGGAAAUCCCACAGGUCAUCUUUAGUGUUGCAGUGAUACGAAGACCAUGUCUUUUGUCUAAAGUUAUUUGAAUUCUUGCAACGAAAUCCCUCCUUUAGUCACGCAAGACGGUGCUUUAUUUAUAUCAGGACAUUGUUCGUUUAUGAUCUACCACCAAACUUCAUUCACAGUCUUGUAAAUCUGAAUAUUUUGACAGUAACUCAGACUGAGAAAUACUUCCAUCGACUCAUUGUUUACGUCUCCAGUAAAGGCUUGGGAAUAAUGAAAUGCUGUGCAGGAACAAAAUGUCACCGUUGCAGCAUUUGAAACACAUCGAUUGAAAGAGAACUGCUUUAGUGUGG
Messenger RNA from Xiphias gladius (swordfish), 5561 nucleotides. It is a transcript of the gene cpap, whose product is annotated as centromere protein J. The coding region runs from base 192 to 4250 and encodes 1352 amino acids. Lineage: Eukaryota; Metazoa; Chordata; Actinopteri; Istiophoriformes; Xiphiidae. Gene Ontology annotation, cellular component: centrosome; centriole; nucleus. Gene Ontology annotation, biological process: cilium assembly; centriole elongation. The transcript is spliced from 19 exons. Gene Ontology annotation, molecular function: tubulin binding. The record is from RefSeq and is a predicted model, not a curated record.